AUGUUGCGUUCCUCUGUCUUCCGCAUGAUGAGCCAAACUACCAACUUGAACCACUCUACUCGUCUCUUCAGCAGUGCUUCUGCUGUCUUGCAAAAGUUCCGUACUGAACGCGAUACUUUUGGUGACCUUCAAGUUCCUGCUGACAGAUAUUGGGGCGCUCAAACUCAAAGAUCUCUUCAAAACUUUGAUAUCGGUGGUCCUGGUGAACGUAUGCCCGAACCCUUGAUCCGUGCUUUCGGUGUUCUCAAGAAGGCCGCUGCCACUGUUAACAUGACCUAUGGCUUGGAUCCCAAGAUUGGUGAAGCUAUUCAAAAGGCUGCUGAUGAGGUCAUUGAUGGAUCUUUGAUCGACCACUUCCCUCUUGUUGUUUGGCAAACCGGUUCCGGCACUCAAACCAACAUGAACGUCAACGAGGUUAUUUCCAACCGUGCUAUCGAACUUCUCGGUGGUGAGCUUGGUACCAAGACUCCAGUUCACCCUAACGAUCACGUCAACAUGAGUCAAUCAUCUAACGAUACUUUCCCUACCGCCAUGCACGUUGCUGCUGUUGUCGAAAUCCAUCAUCGCCUCAUCCCUGCCUUGACCACCUUACGUGACGCUCUUCAAGCCAAGUCUGAUGAAUUCAAGGAUAUCAUUAAGAUCGGUCGUACUCACUUGCAAGAUGCUACACCUUUGACCCUCGGCCAAGAAUUCUCUGGUUACACCCAACAAUUGACCUAUGGUAUUGCUCGUGUUGAAAGCACCUUGGAACGUCUCUACAACCUUGCUCAAGGUGGUACUGCUGUUGGUACCGGUCUUAACACCAAGAAGGGUUUUGACGUCAAGGUUGCCGACACCAUUGCCAAGAUCACUGGUCUUCCUUUCAAAACCGCCCCCAACAAGUUUGAGGCUCUUGCUGCCCAUGAUGCUAUUGUCGAAGCCCAUGGUGCUCUCAACACCGUUGCUUGUUCUCUUAUGAAGAUUGCCAACGAUAUUCGUUAUCUUGGUUCCGGACCUCGUUGCGGUCUUGGUGAACUCUCCUUACCCGAAAACGAACCUGGAUCCUCCAUUAUGCCUGGUAAGGUCAACCCUACUCAAUGUGAAGCUAUGACCAUGGUCUGUUCUCAAGUCAUGGGUAACAACACUGCCGUCUCUGUUGCUGGCUCUAAUGGUCAAUUCGAGCUCAAUGUCUUUAAGCCUGUCAUGAUCAAGAACUUGCUUCAAUCUGUUCGUCUUCUUUCUGACGCUUCCGUCUCAUUCACCAAGAACUGUGUUGUUGGUAUCAAGGCUAAUGAAAAGAGAAUUGAAAGCAUCAUGAACGAGUCCUUGAUGUUGGUCACUGCUCUUAACCCUCACAUUGGUUACGAUAAGGCUGCUCAAUGUGCCAAGAAGGCUCACAAGGAAGGUACUACCUUGAAGGAAGCUGCUCUCUCUCUUGGUUACUUGACUUCUGAACAAUUUGAUCAGUGGGUCAGACCUGAAAACAUGAUCUCUGCCAAGGAUUAA
Rhizopus microsporus ATCC 52813 is the source of this 1485-nucleotide messenger RNA. Its product is annotated as fumarate hydratase precursor rhizopus oryzae. The record is from RefSeq and is a predicted model, not a curated record. Gene Ontology annotation, molecular function: fumarate hydratase activity. Gene Ontology annotation, cellular component: mitochondrion; tricarboxylic acid cycle heteromeric enzyme complex. Lineage: Eukaryota; Fungi; Mucoromycota; Mucoromycetes; Mucorales; Rhizopodaceae. Bases 1 to 1485 code for a protein of 494 amino acids. The transcript is spliced from 10 exons. Gene Ontology annotation, biological process: fumarate metabolic process; malate metabolic process; tricarboxylic acid cycle.